AUGUUAGAAAAUUCACAAAAAUUUUUAAAACUUGCUAUAAUUGGUGCACCUAAUGUUGGAAAAUCUUUAUUAACAAAUCAGCUUGUCAAAGCAAAUGUAGCAGCUGUUAGUAAACGUAUAGAUACAACACGUAAAAAUAUGACAGCAGUAUUUACAAAAAGUAAUUAUCAAUUUGCUGUUGUAGAUUCACCUGGAUUAGUUGGCAUUAAACAUGCUAAUACUUAUAAUGAAGGAAAAAAUUCAACAUUAUUAACAGAUCCUGAAAAAGCAAUGAAACAAUCUGAACAUGUUUUAGUUGUUCAUGAUGCUACACUUCCUGGUGAUUAUAUUCAUCAUAGAGCUAUGUUUUUACUUCAUAAAUAUAGUCAUCUACCUUCAACAUUAGUUAUUAAUAAAGUAGAUUUAAUUGAAGAUAGAACUUAUUUACUUCCAUUAGUUAAAAUUUUAGCAGAAAAUCAAGUUGGUGGUAAUGAAAUAGUAACAAAAAGAGUUAGCUUUGGAAAACUUGGUAAAGUAAAUGAAAAAAGAAUUGAUAAAGGAGAAAGAGAUGAUAUUCCAUUAUAUGAUAAAAAUAAUUUUUCUUUAAAAGGUAAAGAUGAAAAUUGGAAGAUAUUAUAUGAUAAAGUGAUGGCUAAACCAUAUGAUAAAUGUUCAUGGUCAGAAACAAAAAAGUUAUUUUUAGAUAUAAGAGGUUGGCCAAAUUUUGAUUCUGUUUUUUUUGUCAGUUCAUUAACUGGUGAAGGAAUUGAUGCUUUAAGAAUUCAUUUAAUUGAUCAAACAACUAAAAGAAAAUGGUUAUAUGAUAAGAAUACAAUAACAACAAAAAAUCCAAAAGAAAUAUGUUUGGAUAUGAUAAGAGCUGAAUGUCUUAAUUACCUACCAUCAGAGGUUGGUUAUGGUUUGGAGUUUAAGAUCAUGGAUUGGAGUCAUAAUGAUGAUCAGUUGGAUAUUAUCAUUGACAUAAUAGCUUUAAAAAAAAGAUGGGCAAAAUUAUUAUUUAAUUCAACUCCACCAAAAUUAAGGUUAAUUGAACAAAGUGUUAAUUAUUCUCUACAAAAUUUACUAAAUGAAAAGUUGUAUGUUAAACUAUUGGCAAAAUAUAAGGGAAAAACGGUAUCUGAAGGAGAUUAUGAAACUAUAUAA
Molecule: messenger RNA, 1143 nt
Organism: Strongyloides ratti
Lineage: Eukaryota; Metazoa; Nematoda; Chromadorea; Rhabditida; Strongyloididae
Product: GTPase Era, mitochondrial
Exons: 1
Coding region: 1-1143 (380 amino acids)
Biological process (GO): ribosomal small subunit assembly
Cellular component (GO): mitochondrial matrix
Molecular function (GO): rRNA binding; ribosomal small subunit binding; GTP binding
Source: RefSeq, a predicted model, not a curated record